Molecule: messenger RNA, 3441 nt
Organism: Gadus chalcogrammus (walleye pollock)
Lineage: Eukaryota; Metazoa; Chordata; Actinopteri; Gadiformes; Gadidae
Product: metabotropic glutamate receptor 1-like
Biological process (GO): G protein-coupled glutamate receptor signaling pathway; regulation of synaptic transmission, glutamatergic
Cellular component (GO): postsynaptic density membrane
Molecular function (GO): adenylate cyclase inhibiting G protein-coupled glutamate receptor activity; G protein-coupled receptor activity involved in regulation of postsynaptic membrane potential
Source: RefSeq, a predicted model, not a curated record
GAGCGGUCGGUGGUGCCGCGCGCCGCGCCCCGCUCCGUGGCCCGCAUGGACGGCGACGUGAUCAUCGGCGCGCUGUUCUCCGUGCACCACCAGCCGUCCGCCGAGAAGGUGGCUGAGCGGAAGUGCGGGGAGGUGCGAGAGCAGUACGGCAUCCAGAGGGUCGAGGCCAUGUUCCACGCGCUGGACCGCAUCAACGCGGACCCCACGCUGCUGCCCAACAUUAGUUUGGGCUGCGAGAUCAGGGACUCGUGCUGGCACUCCUCAGUGGCUCUUGAGCAGAGCAUCGAGUUCAUACGGGACUCCCUCAUCUCCAUCCGGGACGACAAGGACGGGUCCAAGUGGUGCAUCGACGGCACCCCGUCCAACCAGCCUCCCCCAUCCAAGAAGCCCAUCGCCGGGGUGAUCGGCCCGGGCUCCAGCUCCGUGGCCAUCCAGGUGCAGAAUCUUCUCCAGCUGUUCAACAUUCCCCAGAUCGCCUACUCGGCGACGAGCAUCGAUCUGAGUGACAAGACUUUGUUCAAGUACUUCCUGAGGGUGGUGCCCUCUGACACGCUGCAGGCCCGGGCCAUGCUGGACAUCGUCAAGCGGUACAACUGGACCUAUGUGUCGGCGGUUCACACCGAGGGUAACUACGGGGAGAGCGGCAUGGAGGCCUUCAAGGAGCUGGCGUCCCUGGAGGGUCUGUGCAUCGCCCACUCGGAUAAGAUCUACAGCAACGCCGGCGAGAAGCACUUCGACCGGCUGCUGCGCAAGCUGCGGGAGCGGCUGGCCCAGGCCCGCGUGGUCAUCUGCUUCUGCGAGGGCAUGACGGUGCGCGGCCUCCUCAUGGCCAUGCGCCGGCUGGGCGUGCACGGGGAGUUCCUGCUCAUCGGCAGCGAUGGCUGGGCCGACCGUGACGAGGUGGUGGAGGGCUAUGAGCAGGAGGCGGAGGGGGGCAUCACCAUGAAGCUGCAGUCGGCGGAGGUCACGUCUUUCGACGACUACUUCCUGAAGCUGCGUCUGGACACCAACACCAGGAACCCCUGGUUCGCCGAGUUCUGGCAGUACCGCUUCCAGUGCCGCCUGCCGGGCCACGCACAGGAGAACAAGAACUACAAGAAAGUCUGCCUGGGAAACGAGAGCCUGCACGAGAACUACGUGCAGGACAGCAAGAUGGGCUUCGUUAUCAACGCCAUCUACGCCAUGGCCCACGGCCUCCACGACCUACACACGGAGCUGUGUCCCGGGAAGCCAGGGCUCUGCGAGGCCAUGGACCCCAUUGACGGGAGCAAGCUGCUGGACAGCCUGCUCAAGACCUCCUUCAGGGGCGUCUCCGGGGAGGAGGUCUACUUUGACGAGAACGGCGACACGCCCGGAAGGUAUGACAUCAUGAACCUCCAGAACAUGGGCGAGGACGGCUACGACUACCUGCGCGUGGGCUACUGGCACGAGGGCCUGCUGAGCAUGGACGACAGCAAGCUGCUGAUGAACAGCAGCGAGAUGGUGCGCUCCGUCUGCAGCGAGCCCUGCGAGAGGGGGCAGAUCAAGGUGAUCAGGAAGGGGGAGGUGAGCUGCUGCUGGAUCUGCACCACCUGUAAGGACAACGAGUUUGUGCAGGACGAGUUCACCUGCAAGGCCUGCGAUCUGGGCUGGUGGCCCGACGAGGAGCUGGAAGUCUGCGAGCCCCUGCCUCUGAAGGUCCUGGACUGGUCGGACAUCGAGUCCAUGGUGGCGGUGGCGUUCUCCUGCGUGGGCAUCCUCAUCACCUCCUUCGUCACCUUCAUCUUCAUCCAGUACCGCGACACGCCGGUGGUCAAGUCCUCCAGCCGGGAGCUCUGCUACAUCAUCCUGGCCGGCAUCUUCAUGGGCUACAUCUGCCCCUUCACCCUGAUCGCCCGGCCCACCGUGGCCUCCUGCUACAUGCAGAGGCUUCUGGUCGGCCUGUCCUCCUCCAUGUGCUACUCGGCGCUGGUCACCAAGACCAACCGCAUCGCCCGCAUCCUGGCGGGCAGCAAGAAGAAGAUCUGCACGCGCAAGCCCCGCUUCAUGAGCGCCUGGGCCCAGGUGGUGAUCGCCUCGGUGCUGAUCAGCGUGCAGCUCAGCCUGGAGAUCGCCCUCAUCAUCCUGGAGCCGCCCAUGCCCGUCAAGUCCUACCCCAGCAUCAGCGAGGUGUUCCUCAUCUGCAACACCAGCACGGUGGGCAUGGUGGCGCCGCUGGGCUACAACGGCCUGCUGAUCAUGAGCUGCACCUACUACGCCUUCAAGACGCGCAACGUGCCGGCCAACUUCAACGAGGCCAAGUACAUCGCCUUCACCAUGUACACCACCUGCAUCAUCUGGCUGGCCUUCGUGCCCAUCUACUUCGGCUCCAACUACAAGAUCAUCACCACGUCCUUCUCCGUCAGCCUGAGCGUCACCGUGGCGCUGGGCUGCAUGUUCACGCCCAAGAUGUACAUCAUCAUCGCCAAGCCCGAGCGCAACGUGCGCAGCGCCUUCACCACGUCGGACGUGGUGCGCAUGCACGUGGGCGACGGCAAGACGGCCGCGCCCUGCGGCGGCAGCAGCCUGCUCAACAUGUUCCGCCGCAAGAAGCCCGCGCCCGCCAAUGCAAAUUCUAAUGGCAAGUCUGUGUCAUGGUCUGAAUCAGGUCCAAGACACCCUCCGAGGGGGGGGAAUGUGUGGCACAGACUGUCUGUGCAUGUGAGGAAACAGGAAGCCGGCACCAAUCAGAUGGCGGUCAUCAGGCCCCUAACUAACACCCCCGACCCCCACAGCUGUGAGCCCCCGACCCCCCGCGACCUUGGCACAGACCCCCGCCUCCCCACAGAGCCCCCCGUCACCAAGGCCCUGUACAACGUGGCCGAGGAGGACGACGACGACGAAGAGGAGGAGGAGGAGGGCGACUCGCAGCGCCCCCUCUGGACCCCCGCCUGCCCACAGCCCCCGACACGCCCCGGGUCGGGCCCCCAACCAGACACGCCCCUUUUGCCCCCUCCCUUACCGAGCCGCACCGUCGUCGCCGCUGAGCACUUUCAACGAGCGGAGGUGGAAACACAUCGCUCCAGUGUCCCCCUCCCCCACCCCCACCCCCACCCCCGCCCCGCGCCGACGGACACGGCCCCCCCGCCUCAGAUUCUGGCCCCCUCUCGCCUUCCGGCGGCCCUCCAAGCAGGGGUGUUCGGAGAGGAGGGGCCCGAGACGGACGAACUGGACCUCUUGCACAGCUACAUGCAUGACUCUAAGGACGAGGAAGAGGUGGAGGAGGACGAGGAGAGCUUGUCCAAGAGCAAGCUGACGCUGGAGGACUCCCUGGCUCUGUCGCCCCCCUCCCCCUUCAGGGACUCUGUGUGUUCAGAGGGCUCCGUGUCCCCGGCAGUGGACUCUUACCCGGGGACGUCCCCGGGCGCGGCCUACAGCGCCGCCAUACUGCGGGACUUCACACAGAGCUCCUCCACGCUGUGA